AUGGAUGGGUAUUCAAAGAGAAAAACGGCACAGACAGAGGGGCAGAAAAUCCUUCGUCUCCUCGCCUUCGCAGCUACGGCCGCGAUGCUCCACGGCAAUGUGUCGGCCGGCGAUUUCUCCUUCGAUACCGCACCCCAAGGCAGUCGCCGGGUCUCUGGCAUCGCUCCGCUCUCGAACAAUGGCGGCUCGUUUCGUUUACGACAUUUCGUCGGCGACGGAGUCGGCAUUCAAGAGAGUUCCAGUUCGCUGGGGGUAUUCCUCCCAUCAUCUCCGGACGACGAAUUCUUCUUCCUCGACGGGCAAUACUCGCUAACCAACGAAGCAAACUCCGUCGGCAAUGCCGGCCUGGGCUAUCGCAGCUUCAACCGCGCCAACAAUCGAUUCUGGGGCGCAAGCCUGUGGUACGACGUCGACGGUCGCAACUUCAACACGUUCCAUCAGCUUGGCGUCACGCUUGAGCUCGUGGGCGACGUCUGGGACUUACGAGGCAACGCUUACCUUCCGGUCGGCACCACACAAUCGACCGUUGGCAGUCCCAUCAUGAACGGCGGCCUCGAGUUUCAAGACAAUAACCUUGUCUUUGGCUCUUUCGUAGAAACCGAAACCGCCUACGACGGCUUCGACUUGGAGUUGGGACGCGUUUGGUACCCAGAACUCUUCAGCCGCUGCAUUCGCACGGCGGUCGGCUUUUAUCAUUUUCAAUGCGACGAUAAUCCGCAUAUUUACGGUGCCCGGGGACGUGUCGAAGGCAGCCUCACCCAGAAUCUCGACCUGGGGCUUACGCUGCAGAACGAUCGCGAAUUCGACACGAACUUGAUUUUCGGAGUCACUUGGCGGUUCGGCGGUGGAACCACAAUCGGCGCCCGCGGCUGCAGCUACUCGGCUCGAAAUCGACUGCGACAGACCGCCCCACGCAACCAGCAGAUCGUCGUCACCCGCGGCUACUCGCAAGUUCCGAUCAUGGCCAUCGAUCCGACCGACGGUCAGGCGUUUCAUAUCAUUCACGUCGAUAGUGCAGCAUCCCCCGGCGGCGACGGCACCUUGGCCCGACCGUACCAAACACUGGCCGAGGCCGAAGCUGGCUCGGUUGCCGGCGAUGUAAUUUACGCACACGCCGACAGUGUGUUCCUCAGUCAAUCCAUCAGCUUGCAGCCGAAUCAGCAGUUCCUCGGUGAAGGCGUUGACCACUACAUCAACACCCAGCAGCUCGGCUCGUUCUUGUUGCCUCGCGCGACCAACGGAACAAGCCUGCCGCUCAUCCAGAGUCCUGCCGAAGUUGGCGUGUUCGUAAACUCCAACACGAUUGUCUCCGGUAUUCAUGUCGAUGGAGCGGGCGAGGUAGGAAUCGGCGGGAUGGGCCUCGUGGGCGAUGUCUCAAUCAAUCGCAACGUGAUCACCAACUCUGCCGAGGUCGGCAUCGCCGUUCAAGACUUCAUGGGCAAUGUCUCAAUCGCAGAUAAUCAAGUCACAGGUAGCGGGAUGCUGGGUGUUUUUGCUGGCACCUUCGGAGGUGGUUCCAGCGUGGGGAACGUUUCCAUCAGUCGCAACACCGUAAGCGACACCGGAUUCGACGUGGCAAUCGGUGUCGCAGGCUUAACUGGUGAGACACUCAUCUCAGAGAACACCGUGCAGAAUUCCGGGGGCCUCGCCAUCGGUGUUCAAGAAUUCAACGGGAACGUCACGAUCGUCGACAAUCGGGCAACCAACAGCGGCGAACUUGGUAUCGUGGCUGGAGACCCUGGCGGAUCGAGCUUCGGCAAUGUAACCAUGAGCCGAAACGUUGUCGACGGAACAACCUCUGAGCCAGGUCUGGGAGUUGCAGGCGUGACCGGCGACAUCGUCAUCACCGAUAAUACGGUGAUGAACUCAGGAUCUACCGGAACAUUCGUCUAUCGCGUGGUGGGCGACGUCACCUAUCUACGCAACAAUGUCGACAAUACUGCGGAGGAAGGAACCUUCUUCGGCGAGAUUACCGGCUCGGUGGUGGCCACCCACAAUGAAGUCAGAACCGUCAACGACUUCGCCUACCAAUUCUUCGACGUAUCUUCCAACGUUCACUUUGCCAAUAACUUGAUUGACGACACCGACACCGAAGGGGCCAUCUUCUCGAACGUCGGUGGCAACGUCGAUAUCUUGUCGAACCAACUAAGCAACAUCGGUUCGACCGGAUUUCGAGUCAUGGGCGUAGGCGGCGACUUGACCAUGCAGGGCAAUGUGCUCAAUACAGCCGGCACCGAUGGGUACACCAUCGUUCAAGUUGCCGGAGAUCUCACGAUCACGGGUGAACAAAUCUCAAACACCGGCAACGCGGGCAUUCUCUUCACUCAAAACACGGGUGACGCCUUGGUCGACGGUAAUACCAUCAGCAACUUCAGAGACUUUGGCCUGUUCUUCUUCGACAACGGCGGUACAGCAAUCGUGCGAAACAACACGGUGAUUAACAGCACCGACUUCGGAAUUCUUUUGGAAUCGAAUACGAGCACCUUCACUGCAUUGGUCGAAAACAACACGUUUGGAACCUCCGUAAGCCUACUUACCGAAGGUUUGCGAUUCUUCGCCAACGGUCCUGGCACUCUGAACGUGAUUGCCCGGAAUAACGAAGUGAACACAACCAACUUCUCCCUGUUCGCCAGCAACUCGGCCGGCAGCACUUUCAACCUGUUCCUGGAAGACAACGACGCGAACAACACCUAUCUGAUGGACAUGCGAGCCGCAGGCACGUUCAACCUGGGCGGCUCGCUCGGCACCGGCGGAAGCUUCUCCGAUUCCGACAACGGCAAUCUCGCUCAUCACGGCAACACCACCUCCGGCGGGGCUCCCACCGUCACCGCCCUCGGCACCAUCAACAUCGUCGAUCCCACCAGUGGGCCCGUGGAAAGUCUUGUCGUCUUGUUCGGCGUUGCAGCACUCCUCCUGCUGAUCGUCCUUCCCAUCGUGGCGAUCACGUUGCUCACUCAGACCCGGCGAGAGCAGGCUGAGGGGUUUCGGGACCUCCGCACGAGCAUCACCCGGCUGCGGAACGACCUUGAAGACUGGCAGGAACAACAACGACUCCCAACCGCAGAAUCGCCUCCAGAACCGGCCGGCCAGCCCGAGGCAGAAGAACAAGAAUCCGAGUACGCCGAACCGGCCGAGCUGAUCGAACAAGCCAUCGAAGAGCCCCCACAAGAUUUCCCCACACCGGUUUGGUCAACCACAAAAGAGCCCGUGACCGCUGGAGAGGUACCUUCUGCGUCAGAGCAUUUAGCCGCAGCCGCUGCCUCGGUCGCAGUCGACUCAGAACCUAGAACCCCCAGCCGGUUCGAGACGGCGGCGCGAGACAUGCUUCGCAAAAUGUGGAACUGGAUUGUCGUCGGCGAGGAGCACGUGCCUGAAGGCGUUUCGUUCGAGUUCGCCUUCGCCAGCCAAUGGCUACUGCGAAUCGGCAUCCUCAUCCUCGUGGUCGGAGUCGGCUUCUUCUUGAAGUACUCGGUCGACCAUGGGCUGAUCAACGAAGUGGGCCGAGUCGCGUUGGCAUCCAUCGCCGGACUGGGCAUGCUAGUCGCCGGCACGCAGAUGCUGGGCCGGCGUUAUCACGUUCUGGGGCAGGGGCUGAUGGGAGGCGGUCUUGCAACACUCUACUUUGCCGUCUUCGCCGCGGCAGAUUUCUAUCAGCUCAUCGAAAUGCCUCUCGCGUUUGGCCUCAUGACACUGGUCACGGUGUUGGCCGGGGCGAUUGCCAUCCGCUUCAAUUCAAUCCUGGUCGCAGUUCUGGGCAUCAUCGGCCUCUACGGCUACAUGUUCGUGCUGGGAAUCGGCGUGCUCGGCAUCUGCUACUGGAAGAACUGGCCGCUGGUCAAUUACCUCAGCUUCGGGGCCACCUAUGCGUUGUUUUUCUCAGCGAUGGGUGACUAUACAUCCGAACAUUUCUGGGAAGUGAUGCCUUUCGCGGCAGCGUUCUUCGUGCUGUUCUCGACGAUGACGUUCCUCUACAAACUCGUCAAUCAAUCGAAAUCGAAUCUGCUGGACCUGCUGGCCCUCUGGGCAAACGCGGCGGUCUUCUUCGCUGUUUCGUACAGCCUUGUCGAAGACAUGUACGGCCGACAAUGGGUCGCCUUGGUCACCUUGGCGGCGGCCGCCUUCUACACAGGUCACGUCUUUUACUUCCUGCGAAGUAAGGUAGUCGACCGCGAGCUGCUGGUCAGCUUCAUAGGGCUUGCCAGUUUUUUCCUGGCCAUCACCAUGCCCCUGAUGCUCUCCCGCGAGUGGGUGACCGUUAGUUGGGCGAUUCAAGCCUUCGUGCUGCUGUGGGUUGCCGGGAAGAUCGGCAGCGAAUUCCUCCGGCACGUCUGCUAUCUGCUGUAUGCCCUGGUGCUGUUCCGCUUCGGCUUGAUCGACCUUCCGCAGCAGUUCCUGCGAGGCCCUUCGGCAGAAGACAUUCCGCUGCUGGCGUACCUCAAGCACUUGGCCGAACGUGCGGUCAUGUUCGGCGUACCCAUCGCCUCGAUCGGCGGAGCUUACACACUGCUUGCCAGGCAAGAGGCCGCAGCACAGAAACUUGUCGGCAGCGAGAACGAUAUCUCGGGCUGGCUCAGCGGAGCCCGGGCGAUGCGGCUGGCGGUUGGUGUCGCGCUCGGCAUGGUCUUCGUCUAUCUAAACCUCGAGUUCAACCGCACAUUUGGAUAUCUCUACGAGCCGAUCAAACUCCCGAUGCUCACGCUAUUGUGGGUGGCGAUGUGUGGCGUUCUGUUGCACGAGUCGCUCGUGCGGAAGAGCAGGGCGAUCGUCGAUCUGCUGCUGGUAGUUGCGGCAGGGCUAUUGGUCAAAGUCUUCGUGUUCGAUCUCCCCUCUUGGGACAUAACGCACCAGAUGCUCUACGGCACAGGCUACUCUUUCCGCGACGCCGCCUUGCGACUGCUCGAUUUCGGAGCCGUCAUCGGGUUCCUCGGGAGUGGUUACCUGUUGCUGACCCGCAAAGAUCACACACAGGUUGCCUCCAAACUCUUCGGCUUCGGCUCGCUGGCCAUGCUGUUCGUGUACCUCACCCUCGAAGUGAACUCUUUCCUGCACGUCUACGUCGACGGACUACGAACCGGCGGCAUUUCAAUUCUGUGGUCACUCUUCGCCCUGGGUCUCAUCCUGCGAGGAAUCGGUAAGAACAUCCGCUCGCUACGCUACCUGGGGCUGGGCCUUUUCGCGGUGGUCACCUGGAAGGUCUUCUUCGUCGACCUCUCACAGCUCGAACAGUUCUACCGUAUCAUCGCCUUCAUCCUCCUGGGAAUCCUGGUCCUCAGCGGGUCGUUUGUUUACCUACGGUACCGCGAGACCUUCGCCAUCGAAGGGCCGCGUGAGCAGGGCGAGGUCAUCAACUUCCAGUUCUCGCGCGACGUACACACCCGUGAGAUCCAACGCGACCAACUACUCGCGAUCAGGCUCGAUUCAGACAUCUACGCGAACCUGCAACACGACUUCGCCGAUCUCCGACUGGUUGACGGAAACGGGGCGACCGUUCCUUACCUGCUGCGAAGAGUGCGAACAACCCGCGCAAGCACAGUGCGUAAGACCUGGACGCCCGAUGACUUCACAGCCAAACCCCUGCCGGGCGGUGGGCUAGAGAUCAUUCUGCAGCUCGACGAGAAAGCUCCCCAUCCCAUGGGGCUCACCGUGAUUACCCCGCUUGAUAACUUUGAGCAACGCGUGCAGGUUUCGGUUUCGCCCGACGGACAACAGUGGGAGCCUAUCGAACGUGAAGCCGUGAUAUUCGACUACUCCCGCUACAUGGAUGUUCGACAAACCAGCAUCGAGCUGCCGGAAAGCGAUCACAGAUUUCUUCGAAUCGUCAUCGACGAUGUCACCGCCGAGCAGGAAUCAGAGCUGCUAGAGCUGACCCGUCGCCUGACUGGCGAGAAAGAAACCGAGCGAUUUGAAGAAGUGACUAUCGCCCGACGCCCCUUUCGAAUCGAACGCAUCGACUUCUGGCGUGAGACCCUCCAGGACUCUGUAGCGGGCGACGAAAAGACAAGCUACGAGGUUGAAAGUAUCCUCAUCGAAGAGGAUCACGAGAAGCAGCAAACCCUGGUUCGCAUCGAUACCAGGAAGCAACCACUCACUCAAUUCAAGCUGAUUACCCCGGAAAAGAACUUCAACCGGCAAGUCACGGUUGAGGUUCCGCACAAGAAAGGAGCCAUCACCACAUGGCACUCCAUCAGUACAGCGGUGCUUUCCCGGAUCGAUUACAAGUCACUGCAGCGUGAAGAACUCACAGUGGAUUUCCCCGAGACAAGGCACGCUGAGUACCGCCUGGUCAUCAACAAUCGCGAUAACGCGCCCUUGAAAGUCGAAGACGUCGAAGCACAGGGCAACGUCUACGAACUGGUAUUCCUCGCCGAACCGACUGAGGGCUACCAGCUUCUCUACAGAAGCCUCGAUGUCGAACCGCCCGCGUACGACACCGUCGCGGUCGAAACCCUCCUCACGCAAGGGUUCCAGCCAGUCCUGACCGAACUGGGCUCGCCCCAGGCCGCGGCAUUCAAUGCCGAACCGAAAAGAUAUCAAUGGCGCGAGCUGAUCAACAAUCCGAUCUUCCUAGGCGGUGUGAUCCUGCUGCUGAUUCUCUUCCUGGGUAGUGCACUAUACACGGCCGCCCGGCGUAUGGAUUCGCUCGAAGAGGAGCCACCCAAGUAG
Messenger RNA from Cladocopium goreaui, 6663 nucleotides. The record is from the annotation of a GenBank genome assembly. NCBI's taxonomy places the organism in Eukaryota, Dinophyceae, Suessiales, Symbiodiniaceae.